UCAAAAUGUCCAAAGGGCCUCUUAUUCUCUGGCUGCUGAUUGAACUUGGGCGGCUUUCUCUGACUACACCAGAGACUGUGAGAGGGUAUUUGGGUCAGUCGGUGACCUUGCCCUGUAAGUACUCUUCCUGGUCUGAGAGCAGCAACAGCAUGUGCUGGGGCAAGGGGCAGUGUCCCAAAUCCAAAUGCAACAAUGAGCUUCUCCACACUGAUGGGAUGAGGGUGCUGUCCAGGAAGUCAUCAAAAUAUGAACUCCAGGGCAAUAUCCGAGAAGGCAAUGUCUCCUUAACCAUCCUCAACACGAACGAAGGUGACAACAGUGUAUACUGCUGCCGCAUAGAGGUCCCUGGCUGGUUCAAUGACAUGAAAAAGAACAUUCGCCUGCAGCUGAGGAGAGCCCCAACAACCAAGGGCUCAACAACAUAUCUCCCAAGAACCACCACUGCCAUGACGACAACCACGGUUGUGCUUCCAACAACAGCUGUGACUACACCUGAGCUCACAACCAGAACACCACUUCAGACUACACUAACAACAGUGGCAACCACAUGCCCCUCAACAAUAUCGACCUUUCUUCCUGAAGCAACCACAGUUCUUCAGACCACUGAGCCUUCAAUGGGAGCACCCGCCUUCACUACAGAGUCUGAAGGUUGGGUUCUCCAGUCAACAUCCCAAGCAUCAAUGUGGGAAACGAGUGAAUCAAUGACUUUUCCUCAGCCAAGAGCAUCUGAGACAGCAAUGCUUGUACAGAACGAAGCUGAAUCAGAAGAGGUAAAAAUGUUCAUCAACUCUGACCUGCUAAUGAUCAUUGUUCCCUCCGUGGGAUUUGUGCUGUUGGUGUUGCUUGUGGCAUUUUUCCUUCGAGGGAAAGUUGUGAAAACCAAUUGUUUCCAGAAACACACAAGGCUUGACAAUUUUGGAGAAUGUAAAAACACCUCUGAAGACAUGCAGCAUGGAAGAGAAGAUGAAGAUGGUCUUUUCACACUCUAACAGGCCACUUUUCCUUAGGAUUGAAGAUGGGGGGGAUGAUGUGGGAACUGUCAAAAUAAGUCUUAGAAUGUUUUGUUUCUAAAGCCCCAUCUAUUCCAUUGGUGUCAUCAGUCCAGUAUUGCAUAAUUUCACAGGUGCAAAGGACUUUAGAGACCGCACCUUCCCUGCCGGGUGUUUUAACCUCUUCUGUAGCAUCAUGCUAAGUGAUCUUCCCGACUAUGCUUGAAUACUUUCAGUGAUGGUGAGCUCACUGCCACACCUAAAGGAGAUCAUUCAAUCUCAGGGCAGCUCCCAGAAAUAUUUAAAACAAAGUCUGUCUCCAGAUAGCACCUGCCUGUCAGUCCUAGUUGAACUUACUGUGUUUACCCAGAACAUGUGUAAUCUCUCUUCUCUCUGGCAGCACUCCAGAUACUGGAAGGAGAACUUCAUGUCUCUCCAAAUUGCCUUGUUUCUGGAACACGAUUUCUGGUCCCUUCUCUACCCUAGUUGCCUUUGCCUUGUGUGCAUUUGCAUCUCUCUCUUUAUGCCCAGCUUACGGGGUUCAGUGCCCCACUCCAGGUGUGGUAUGUGCAGCCCUGAGUCUCAUUAAUAAUUCAGGAAGUGAUGUGGAACCGUACAUAAUUUUGGCUCUUUUUUUUUGUUUGUUUGUUUGUUUUAAGAAAAGAUUCUCCCUUAAGGAGGGCUCUGCAGUGGCAGGUGUGGUCACACAGAGUCAGGACUUUCCUGCAACAGGAAGAAAAGGUCCAGGCAGAGUUGGUUGUCACUGACCUCAUUUAAGCUGGCAUUUCCCUGGACUCCUAUAGCAGCUCCUGAGCUGCCUCCCCCUCUACACUCCUUCCCCUCUCGGAUUUGCUCUCCAUGCUGUGGCAGAGAUAUCCUUUUCUAAAUGCAAGUCAGAGAUUCCUGUCUCCCGACUUCUACUCUCGGUACAGAGGAAGCACUUGGGCUCUGCCUGACACUGGGUGGCCAGGGACUUCAGAGGACAGGCAGUCGACACAGACAAGUGAGGCAAAGGAAAGUGCCUGGGCUGUUACAAAGUGGAAUGUGUCUGUGUCCACUUGAAGGCAUUAACACUCCAACUUACAAUAAUGUCCUGGCCAAGCAACACAUGGCCAUGGGCUAGAAGAAGGCAACCGGUCUGAGACUCCAAAGUCCAGGGGGUAGAGUGUGGGUUUUACUAAAUGAUGAAUUAAUAAAUAUACAAUUAU
Messenger RNA from Hyaena hyaena (striped hyena), 2197 nucleotides. It is a transcript of the gene TIMD4, whose product is annotated as T cell immunoglobulin and mucin domain containing 4. The record is from RefSeq and is a predicted model, not a curated record. NCBI's taxonomy places the organism in Eukaryota, Metazoa, Chordata, Mammalia, Carnivora, Hyaenidae. Bases 6 to 989 code for a protein of 327 amino acids. The transcript is spliced from 8 exons.